UUUUAAAUUUUAAAAAGUAAACAUUUUAAUAUUUAGCAGAAACUAUCUUAUUAAUGGUUAUUGCUCAUUGUUUCACACGCACCUGUGCAAAGUUUAUGUCGGAUCAUUGAAUAUAUAUAAGAGAAGAAAUCACAAUUGUUUUCAAUUUUUCAUAUACUUCAGUCAGUGUAGAAAAAUAAAAGUUUAAAAGUUUCAAUGUUUUUACAAAUCUACGAAAGUAUCAGUCGCAUUUUAAUUUGAAUGGACAAAAAAUAAAUUAAGAGGUAGCUAUUAAAAAUCGACAACGAUUUUUUGAUAACGAAUACUACGAAUUAUUACAGCGAACACUCGAAUUCUUAAAGCAAAAUGAACACAACUACUCUCUUCAUUGAUCCAGUUCAGACUGUGCAGUUCCUCACAUUAGUUACUUAUAUGAAUAAAUUAAGUGACUUGUUUUACGCCGAAGAGUUGAUAAAAGAGGAAGAUAAGAACCAACAGUUUACGAUCAUAAACACUUUUUACGAUUAUCUAAAUAAAUCGAACAACGAAACGGAGCUGAAGGAACAAAUUGUUCGAAAGUUGCUAGAAGGAAGUGAUCUCUACGGAGGACAGGACAAUGAGACACUUGACAUGGAAUACGUCAAUCGAACCUUUGACUACAUAGUAAGUAACACAGUUUUCUCGCAGAAUGGCAACAUUUAUGGGUUUUUGGCAGAAAUUGUAAGUACUUCGAAAAGUUUGAAGUUGUCUGUUUUUAGACAAACUGCAUUCGAACGGCUCUCUUGCUUAAGAAAUAUAAACGAUGAUGGAAACGUUUCGAAUCUGACACAAUUGACGAUUGGCAAGAUUGCUGAAAACUUUCUUUGGCCACUGCUGCCUAAUGCGACUCAUGACAUGGAGGUUGUUAGUGUCAAGUAUCUUUACGCUCUAGCCGGACACAAAUUAUCCCAAUUGGCUCAGAUGAAUAUGUCUGAGGUUUCCUUUCAGAAGUACGUAACUCUGGCGAUGGCUAUGGAAGCUUCGGCAAUUGGGGACGAACUUCCGAAAUCCGUUUUACAAAUUUUCGCUCUUCCAGCACUACUCUACUAUGCUCACAAAGAAACGUCGAAAAUAAGCCAGCAGCCUAUGAAACAAUUGAUCAAAGACGAAGACUUUUGGUCCAAUGCUUUCUUCACUUUGUUCUCUUUCUUGAAUACAACAUUCGAGACUAUUCGACAAGAAGCACUUGCUUCUAAUUCCCUCUACCAAUUUCAUCUCAAAAUGUCGAAAUUCAAAAAUCGAACCGUAGUUGCCAGGGAAACGUUACACAAAGAAUGCAGCUACCUCAAUGACACUUACCUUGAAUCCCUAAUCGAAGACUACAAAACCUAUUCAUCAAGUACUCGAUGCCAUAAACUUGCCAAAUUGCUUCCAAAUCUGGAACAAAUCUACGAAUCCCAAUUCUCUUCCAUCAAGGAAAAAUAUCGUCUAAUGGAACUAGACUUCAUUCGAUCAGCUUUUGACGAUCUUCCCCUUCUAAAAACUUUGAUAAAUUCUACAGGCACAAUUGUUUAUAAAGCUUCACCUAAACCAAAUGAUAUGUACUGUUAUCUAUGUCCACCAACAAUGCCAACAUUUAAUCCAAAUAUAAUUUUGUUCGGAGUCAAAGGCGAAAAUCAAACUGUAUUUUUCGCCUUGGAGCAGAAUGAGAAUAACGUUACUCUGAUUCUCCACAGAGGGGAAAAGAUCGAAUUCAAUACGAGAAUUGGAUUGGAAAAAAAUGUCGAAGUUGAAGUUCCACUCGUUAGAACGCGUAUAAAACAACCUGAGGAGAGUUUUGAUUUCUUCGUGGAGAAAAUAGCGGAAAUGAAAGCAGAGGAAUUUAGAAAACAGCUUUUCGGUUAUGGAUACGAUACAACUAGUAUGGAGAAGUUUUUCGAAAUUUUAAAAGCGUUUAUACCUUUCUAUCAUUGUAUACAGUAUGCAAGAGCUGGGGAGCAAGGAAUGGCGACUUUGACCUGCAUCGGAGAUGUUGUCGGCUUGAUACCUUUCGUCGGGGUUUUUAACAUUGGCUUCAAGAUGAGUACCAUGACAAUUAAUCGAUUUUUGUUGACUGCCGAACUAUCGCUACGAAGUUACACUUUGCGACAAGCGAUUCUGACGACAAUGACCGUUGGUCUACGGAACACUGCACUCGAACUUAGUGGGAUUUUCUCAAAAGUAAUUUUUACCAAACAGAUGUUUAAAGCUGUGUCCGUUGGGGUCAUUCGUACCCUCGAUCCUGGUUUUGAACUGGUUGGUAAAUUGACCACUCGUGGCAGUGUUUUGAUAGGAAAAGUCAUCAGCAGUGCGUUUAAGCGACUUUCGAAAACCUUUCCAACUUUGAACUUCAAGUAUGCGAAAUUUGAAAACCUUUGGCUGCACCUAACGGGCCAAGGUGCUAAAUCUGCGGAUGUAAAAGUUGUCACCGUACCAGGAAUAGAAAGUAAGGAAAUAGGACGUGAAGUAUUCAGAUCCAUCUACCCUGGGGGAAAGGAACCAUUCGGACCAAAGUACAUCCAAUUAUCCAACGGACAUGCAGAGCUAAGACAGAUGAUUGGUUUUGAGAACCAAAUCCCCGUCGUCAUAUCAAGAGUGUCAAAGCGCGGAAGGAUAUUCUACAGGAGAAUUGAUUUAAAAACCGAAAAACCAUUCGGUCUGGAACUGAAGAUAAACAAAAAUACUCAACUCGAAAAUAUACGACAACCUUUUCGACAACACAUAUACAAAAUUAAAACUGAGGGUUUGGGUGGUAAGGGAGCACUUUACAUUAAAAAAAUUCGCUGUAUUGACGAAGCUGUACAAGUUGUCGUGGAUGCAAGAAUAGGAAUCGGAACUCGUUUGAUUCGGAAAAAAAUGAAGCACUACGUAUUAUCGACCGAUACUCCAACUACUCUGGACGAUCUCAUGGAUGUUGAAAUUAUAAAUUUCAAUCAGAAUUUUGAUCAGAAUAACGAGUUUCAUAAUCUGUUAGGAAUGUACAGAUCAAAUCCAAUAGAUGAUGUAGACCUAAACAAUUAUUUGCCAGUACCAACCUAUGCAGCAUUCGCCCUCGAUUGGGUUAAAACAGGAACUAUUAACCCAAUAUACAAACAAUAUUACGUUGAGGACGUAGACGAACUGGAAAAUCUAAUGUUUGGAAAAGAAGUAACCGCUAUUAAUGGAAAGAGAGUAAAAGACCCUUCCGCUAAAAUCGUUGGUCUCUACGGACAACACUACAUCGAUAAUUUGAACCUUGAUCUCAAUGAUAUCGUAAAUGAAUAUUUUUCUCGCUCCCUGUGGAAGCAUGUGAAUCUUGAAGACUUCUUCGCACUUAGGAAUUGGAAACUCAGAGAAUAUGUAAGAUUAACGGACGAUUCAAUUGUUACAGAUCUUCUACAUAAAUCUCUAUUGAGAUUAGCUGUAAGACAAUCGACUCAAGAAUCUUUACCAAAAGUUUUAUACCAUAUAGAAAUGAGAGAUCGUGUACCAAUAGAGAGUCAUUCUUCGCAAAUAGUGGAAAAAUUUAUAACUUCGAAUAGUUACAUCGCAUCUUCAACUGAGGAAGUACAAAUGUUUAAAAUCUUUUCUGAUGUAAUCAAAAAAUUACCAGCGAGUGAUUUGAAACAAAUUUUUGUCUACAAAUCAUUCAUAGAUUCAUCGUAUUUAACUGUUGAUUUGAAAGAGGUAUUGCCAGUGGGAAAUCCGAUUACUGUCAUUCUUCCUGAAACGAGAUUUCAAGUUAAACAUGUGGAAGAGAAAAUAAUUGAAGGUUUUAAUGUUUUGUAUUUUGAAGUUGUUAAUGUACCUAUUGCGAGAGAAAUAGUCAUUUCUCGAUUGAUGAAUGAAAUCUUGAAAUUAGAUACAAAAUACAGUUUUGAAUAGCAAAUUUUAUGAUGUUGUAAUUAAUAGGUUAUACAUAAAAUUGUUGUACAUAUAAUUGACAAUACUCAAUUAAUAUUCCAGUAUGUCUUGUGUUAUAGUAUGAGAAAAGUGGAUGAGUCAAUCGAACAUAAAACAAUUGGGUUUCAAAUUCGACAGUGUAUUUAUUUCUUACUCUAUUAACAAUUAAAUAUUAUUACUAAUACCCUGUGAAUGUAAACUUUAUUUAAAAAUAAACUUUAUUAUUAAACUAAAAA
Molecule: messenger RNA, 4115 nt
Organism: Leptopilina heterotoma
Lineage: Eukaryota; Metazoa; Arthropoda; Insecta; Hymenoptera; Figitidae
Exons: 2
Coding region: 346-3861 (1171 amino acids)
Source: RefSeq, a predicted model, not a curated record